Molecule: messenger RNA, 1293 nt
Organism: Cryptococcus deneoformans JEC21
Lineage: Eukaryota; Fungi; Basidiomycota; Tremellomycetes; Tremellales; Cryptococcaceae
Product: expressed protein
Exons: 10
Coding region: 115-1059 (314 amino acids)
Source: RefSeq, a predicted model, not a curated record
AAACACCAGCGAACGAAUAUGUGGGAAAGUUGAAUCAUUGAAUUGAACAACGCCUUUGCUCUUCAUUCUCACUAAUACUCCCUCGACAUACGCUAGCACCUCAAACUCUCGACCAUGUCGUCUUCUCAGACACGCAAACGAUCACAGCGACUGAAACUGCCGGGUGGAACAGCGACCGAGUCAGCCCGACGUCAGGUACAAGAAGUAGGGGCUAUAGCCCAAGAUGGUCUGAGUAGUGGGGCUUGGAUCUAUCCCCUUUUGGGUAUUUUGUAUCUGUUUUCUCACCCAACUUUGAUCAGACCACUGCUCCCCAUAAUAUUUAAAGGGAUUUUGAUGUCAGCGGGGGUGAUCGCGGCUCUGUUCGCAUUUGCUUAUUUGCCCCAAGUGGCAAUACUCGCGGUAAUCUCUGGACCUCUAGCCUUUGCUUUAGCGAUUCCCCUCAUUUUGGGUGAAGCCUUUGUAGUGGUCAUGUUCCUCACCAGAGGAAUCUUAGUGGCUCAGGCUACCGUCGACAUAUUCGAUGCGGUUCUUUUACAAAAAGGACAUUCUGUUUUAGUCGAAAAUGGUAGACAAGUUACCAACAAGGGGGGAAAGGUCAAACAGUUGGGAACUUUGAUGACAAAGCCUUUGUCCCGUUUCAAUGUCGACAGCGUUGUUCGUUAUCUUCUCACCUUGCCUUUGAACUUCAUUCCCUUGAUUGGAACUAUCUUCUUUUUAGGCUAUAAUGGCUACAAGGCAGGGCCUGGCUUCCACGCACGUUACUUUCAGCUUAAAAACUUCGAUAAGGAUCGUCGUCAGGCCUUUAUUAAGAAGAGGCGCGGUGCUUACCUCAUGUUUGGUACCAUGGCUAUGGCGCUGAAUUUAAUUCCCAUUGUGUCAAUUGUGUUCUCUUUUACUACCGCUAUAGGCGCCGCUCUGUGGGCGGCUGAACUAGAGAGCAAGGGUAAGACGCCAACAGCAGUUUCUCAGAGCGAUGCGAACAAUUCAACUGGCCAGCAAGAGGAAAUAGAAGUGCAGCUUCCUGAGCGGGCCGUAAAUGACCAGAAGAAAGAAUUAUAAGACGCGGAAGUAUUGGUGAGGAUAUUAAUUCAAGAUGCAGUGUUAUUAUCUCGAAAUACGUCUUUGUCCUUAUGUCUCCACAGUGCUGGUGUCAUUCGCUUUCUGGGGGAGCGAUGAGCAGGCCUACACGCAGGCAGAUUUCCUUUUCUUUCUUCUCAGAAACCAGAUACUUUCUUAUGCAAGUUGUGCUCUGUACUUACAUUAUUACACGUUAUACCACCGACACUACUACUA